AUGAUUGAUUUGGAAGCUUUGAAUAACGAGGAGAAAAAUAGCUACUUCGAAUUAGUUAAAAUAUACAAAGACCGCAAUUGUACCCUAUUUCUAGUAAGGUGGGUUAAUAGAGGCAUAACCUGGGAGCUAGAGGAGAACAUUAAUGAUACACAGCUUAUUGAUGAUAUUAUGGAGGACUACUAA
Clonostachys solani is the source of this 183-nucleotide messenger RNA. Lineage: Eukaryota; Fungi; Ascomycota; Sordariomycetes; Hypocreales; Bionectriaceae. The record is from the annotation of a GenBank genome assembly.